UAGAAUCCAGCGGGCAUUGAAUUCUAUCAAUAACAAUGAGGAACUCGGGAAAAUUACAGGGCAAAACACUGUUCAUAACGGGUGCAUCUCGUGGCAUUGGGAAGGCGAUUGCUUUAAAAGCGGCGCGCGAUGGAGCCAACAUUGUCAUAGCUGCCAAAACAGCCGAACCACAUCCAAAAUUGCCUGGAACAAUUUACACAGCAGCUGAGGAAAUCGAGAGGGCAGGUGGCAAGGCUUUGCCCUGCAUUGUUGAUGUGCGGGAUGAAAAGCAGGUGCAACAGGCGGUUGAGGCUGCAGUUGCCAAAUUCGGAGGCAUCGAUAUCGUUAUAAAUAAUGCGAGCGCCAUUUCGUUAACUCCAACGCUGGACACCGAUAUGAAGCGAUAUGAUUUGAUGCAGAACAUCAAUACAAGGGGCACAUUUUUGGUUUCAAAGACUUGUUUGCCCUAUCUGCUGAGGAGCAAUAAUCCGCACAUCUUGAACCUAUCCCCGCCUCUGAAUAUGAAGCCGCAUUGGUUCUCCAAUCACACAGCCUACACCAUUGCCAAGUACGGCAUGUCAAUGUGUGUGCUGGGCAUGGCCGAGGAGUUCCGGGACCAGGGAGUAGCAGUCAAUGCCCUUUGGCCUCGGACUACUGUGCAUACGGCGGCGGUAGAAAUGCUGCAUGGCGAGGAGGGUGCUUUAUAUUCUCGCAAGCCGGAUAUAAUGGCAGAUGCGGCGUACGCAAUAAUCUGUCGCGAUGCCAGGGGAUACACUGGCAACUUCUUCAUGGACGACGAAGUUCUGCUGGAUGUGGGUGUUAAGGAUUUCAGCAAGUAUGCCUGCUCUCCGGAGAAUAUGCAUAAAUUACAUUUGGAUAUAUUUUUGGACGAUGAGGGACCAUUUGCCAAAUUGUAAUCGUUAUUUUGUAAAAUGUUUUGUUGUUUCAAAAUAAAUCCAUGAACAUUUAA
Molecule: messenger RNA, 949 nt
Organism: Drosophila grimshawi
Lineage: Eukaryota; Metazoa; Arthropoda; Insecta; Diptera; Drosophilidae
Product: hydroxysteroid dehydrogenase-like protein 2
Exons: 4
Coding region: 36-896 (286 amino acids)
Cellular component (GO): mitochondrion
Source: RefSeq, a predicted model, not a curated record